Molecule: messenger RNA, 1838 nt
Organism: Trachemys scripta elegans
Lineage: Eukaryota; Metazoa; Chordata; Testudines; Emydidae
Exons: 2
Coding region: 462-1217 (251 amino acids)
Source: RefSeq, a predicted model, not a curated record
CUCCCCAGCUCCCCACACAGCCAGUCCUGCCCUUGCCCUGGCUGGCUCCAGACUGACUCCAAAAUGGCUUCUCCUCUUUCCUGAGCAACCUGGGGGGGGCAUCUCACUCCCUAUUGGUUGCCAGGCAGACUCUAAGACUGCCUUGGCUCCCCCUCCCUACCAGGGACAGCGCCUCUCCCCGAGCUGCCGGCAGACAGAGCCCCAGGAAUCUAGGCCAUCUCCUUGGGGGUUACACUUGUUUGGCUGAAGCAGCUUCCAGAAAGGUGGCCAGUGUGGAUUUGAAGACAUCAAGAGAUCGAGAAUCCACCGCUUCCCUUGGUAGCUUGUUCCCAUGGUUAAUCAUAAGAAACAGUUUUAUUUUAAAUCCAGAAAACUACUUGACUUCAUCAAAAUCAAGGGUUUGGGGCACCAGGACUGAAACAAUAAUGAUUUUCUUUUCUGCUCCAGUUUAGCAUCUUAAAAUGUCAAGCUGCGUCAUUCAAGUUGCCAACAAAAGUAGGGGAUCUGUCACUGUUGUUGUUAGUACCAAUCCGGUAUUAGGAUUGUUGGGUGAUUCUCUGGCUGUGACCAUCCCCGCCUACGAUAGCCUCAAGUCAUUCUUCACUAAAGACGAGCAGAGAGUUUCACCAGGGGAAAUGUCAGUUGUAAACAAAGUUGGUAUCCGGAAAAUCUUCACCUAUGGAGUUGGGUUGACAGGAGCAAAAUGGUACUACAUUAAGGUGACAAGAGAGGAUGAUGAGUGGGUGGCUGUGUGUCAAACUCCUCUGCAUUGCACCUGGAUUGUGGAUGAUGAUAAAAUCUACCAGGAAGAUAAACCGUCGAUAUGCAAAACAUUUGGUUUUGUACCUGAUGAUAAAUCCAGCUACAUCAUUAAAGUUACCAACAAAACCAAAGAAGUCAUCAAUGUUGUGGUUCACGAAGGCCUGCUGAGUCCUGGAGGAAUUCUAAGCCGUGUGAGAGACCGCUGGUUCAACUCAGGGUUUGCAGUUGAUCCAGGAAAAACAAAAACUAUUAAUAAAGUGAACCCCAAGGAUUUAUCGUCCUACAAUUCCAUCAGUAAUAUAGCGGGCAUGGUAAAUAUAUCAAUCCAUUCUAUAAAGGUGAAAAGGGGUGAACAGAUCGCUCAGUGUAACACCCCUUUGCACUGCACCUGGAUCGUGGAGAGCCAUGGAAUGUGGCAAGAAAAUAAACCUACAGAAGUUUACAAAUUUCAGUAACAUGCUUUUCUCCUUCUCAAUAUUAUUAUAAGCAAGCAGCAGAAGAAGACCCCAAUGAAUGUCUUAUAAAUCCAUGGGGCUUCGCCAGUAUUUGCUUUAGGAGCCAACUCAACAGUUGUGUGUGUCCUGGUGACUAAGUGAACUAAUCAUUUGCAACAAAUAAUUUAUCUGAAAAAUCUUUUCAGUUUUGUUGAAUAAAUCACUUGCAAAUAAUUUGUCUUACUAUUUAGCCAGUUCCACUGAGGCAAAUUCAGCAAAAUAAGAAGUCAGCAGAAUGUAUUCACCGCUUUUUGUGACAAUCGAAUAAACACUCUAUGAAUACAUUUUUCUCCCCUUCGUUAUUUCAGAGAAGCAUCUGAACUGUUGGCUCCAAACCGUUGAUCGUUUCUUUCACACAUAACUGUAUAUUCUGAAGCCUUGUCUGCACACGCAAGAUUUACUGCUUUCACUGUACUGGUAUAGCUUAGAGCAGCAGAGCGCCCACGUAGUGUGGUGAGAUUAGACCACUAUAAAGUUGGUGGUGCCUAUACCAGUAUUCCUAUAAUGGAAGGGAAAUAAGGUAUCUGAGUAUUUGACACCACUAUAGGCGCCAACUUUCCCUGGCGCCGGUAGGUACUUGUG